CAUGUGCUGGACCUCGCGAGAUGGCGGUACUGGCAAUGACAGGUACUUUCCCAGAGUGCUGCGUCGCAUACGGCAGGAGUUACUGGCGAUCAAUAACAAUAGGUUCUGUGGAGAGCCCGAGGGGCCCUUGAGCGAAGCUGGAAAUUGCGGAGAUUGCGAGCGUUCGAGUUUGAGUGUUUAUCUCCAAGCCUUUCGGUACUUCUACAAACUGGAUGUGCUUGGCCGAUCGGACUAUCCUUCGCCUUGAUCGAAGGCGCCUUUACAGCCCGC
Molecule: messenger RNA, 270 nt
Organism: Baudoinia panamericana UAMH 10762
Lineage: Eukaryota; Fungi; Ascomycota; Dothideomycetes; Mycosphaerellales; Teratosphaeriaceae
Exons: 1
Source: RefSeq, a predicted model, not a curated record